Messenger RNA from Neohortaea acidophila, 969 nucleotides. RefSeq lists its product as uncharacterized. Gene Ontology annotation, molecular function: protein binding. The coding region runs from base 199 to 954 and encodes 251 amino acids. The record is from RefSeq and is a predicted model, not a curated record. Gene Ontology annotation, biological process: cilium assembly. Lineage: Eukaryota; Fungi; Ascomycota; Dothideomycetes; Mycosphaerellales; Teratosphaeriaceae. The transcript has 2 exons.
GAGCCGAGAUGUUGUCGGCGCGGCUUAGCUCUGAAAUGCACUUUUCUCGGCUUAAGACGUCACGUGAUGACGUGCAACGCUCGGCUUUGCGUCUCAGCCGUGGACUGCCGCCGCGAAAUCCAACGUCAGCCGAAGUGGCAAUAGGCCGAAUGAUGGCAUGCUGCGCAAAGGGAAAAUAUACAUUCCUCAGCCAGCAAAAUGAAGCCAUCUCAGCUUUCCGCCGCCGACGCCAAAAUCCUCACCCAGGUCUUCGAUCCGGAAAGCGGUCCGGCAAAGGCAGAAGUCCUCGUGGACCCCUCGCUCCCUCAAGACCGCCAUGUCACAACACCAGAGCUGUUGGCGGAGCUGCGAGGGAGGGAAAAGGCCGCGAUCAUAAUGAUCGAAGCACAUGAAACUUCCAAAGAGCACACUCCCGCCGCCAAGGAUCAGGCAUACCGGCAGGCGUUGAGCCUUUUGGACGAGAUUGUGCAGCAAUACCCCGACUAUGCCUCCGCGCGCAACAACAGAGCGCAGCUACGCCGAUGGCGAUUCGGAGAUCGCAACACGCUCUGCCAGCGCCGGACUUCUCGCGACCUCGAACGCGCCGAAGCCGCUUCCUCCGCUGUGCGUGAUCUGCAGCAAGCCGUAUCUUUGGCUUCCCCCGCCAGACCACAGGACGCCGUGUCACCCGCUCAAGGCAAGCUGCUGGCGCAAGCGUAUACCCAGCUGGGCGCCCUCUACCUCGCCGCAUCCAAGGAUCUUGCCAAGUCAGAUUUCGCCAUCGAAGAUGCAGAGCUGGCGAGCUGGACGCAUGAGCGAUUCGAAGAGGAAGCAUCCCGUAGCUUCUACCUCGGCGGAUUGUACGGGAAUGAAGUCGCAAAAGCUCUUGCCGUGCACACCAACCCUCACGCCAAGCUGUGUGGCGGGAUAGUCAAGGAGGCGAUGCGGAAGGAGUUUGCGCAGGUCCUAGCAUAGCCAGCAUGACGUGAA